Molecule: messenger RNA, 1080 nt
Organism: Cuscuta campestris
Lineage: Eukaryota; Viridiplantae; Streptophyta; Magnoliopsida; Solanales; Convolvulaceae
Source: the annotation of a GenBank genome assembly
UGUCUGUUUCAUCUUUGCUUCCUCUGUCAAUUACUCAAUUGUUGUCUGGUCCGUUGUCGGUCUUCUCUCUUUCACUCUUCUAUUAAUUUUGUGUCAAAAAGAAUCUUUUGGUGUUCUUAUCGAAUUGUUUUACAGAUUUUUUUGGUGGGUUUAGCUUGUUUUGUGUGUUUAUUAUGUACUCCGUAUAUCUUUAAUUUGAUUUAACACUUUUGAUCACUUUAAUUUGUUCAUACCCAUCAAGAGAAUAAGUUCUUAUUCAGAGUGGGUUUUCACUCUCACAGUUUCUCUCUCUCGGAUUACAUCAUUUGCUGUUGUUUUGGGUGGAUCAUAUCAGUCAGUGAUUCUUCUUUGAUUCUUUCGGACUGUAGGGAUAUACAGAGAAGCUGUUGAUCGAGGAAAUUCCAGAUUGAUUGGAUCACUAACUUAGGUUCUUCUAUCAAUAGAAGCAUUAAGUAUUACACCCUUCUUAUAGCCCAUUGUCACACUUCCUUCGAGAUGAAUUGCCAAUAUGGAGAAAAUCACGAUGAAUUGACUGUGGUGGGGUUUGAAGUUCCGAGAUCCCCGGAUUCAAGCUACAACAAUGUGUACCGCGGGAACGAAGACGAGGGGCGGGACCCACCUUUAUUCCCUCCGCAUCUCCACCAGACCGUCCUGAACGACCCGACAAAAGGUGAUCAAUCCUCUCCUCCACUCCCUUCGCCGCAGAAUGUGGUCCUAAACCACCUUUACAUUGAGAACAACAACAGAGAGACACCAAGAACCGUUGUGGCCCUAGGUUCAACCCACCGGUUCCGCUCAAAAUACGUCACCGUUGUGCUUUACAAACCAGUCCCGAGAAGGGUAGGCGGCGGCGCCGCUGCCUAAAAUGCUGUUUUAUAAUUUAACAUUUUUUUAGAUUGCACAAUUCCAUCUUUAGUUUUUGUGUAUAUAUUCAUUUUAACUUUGAUAAGUUUUUUUUUUGUAUGUCGUAUUUGGAGAUUUGCUAGAUUCACCAAUGGUACAUCUAUUAUGGUUGCACACCACAUUCUCUUUUGAAAUCUUUUUCUUUACUAUUCACAUGAUUAAAUUAUGCUUUCUAUG